AUGUCCAAACGAAUGACCCUUCAGUCACUGCCAAAAACAUCUUCUUUCACCAAAAAACUCACGCCCGAUCCGCGGAUUCCCAGCCCCAAGGUGGCUCUGGAUCCUUCAACCCCACAGGAACUCUUCCAUGUCGCGAGGCGUCUUAUUGGCGGCGCCUACACCUAUUGCAAACCUACUCCCCGUAAAGAAUAUCGGUUUUUAACAGCAUCACCAUAUGCAAUGGAGACUUUAGGGCUGGAUCCGUCAGAGGCUAAAGAUAAAAGCUUCCAGGAGCUGGUGUCGGGGGAAAAGUACCUCACCGACCCCUUUCCUUACUCUCAGGCUUACGCCGGGUAUCAAUUUGGUCAGUUUGCAGGACAGUUAGGUGACGGAAGAGUCGUGAACCUUUUUGAAGUGGAAAGUGCUAGAGAUGGACAAAGAUACGAACUGCAGCUCAAAGGAGCUGGGCUAACCCCUUUCUCUCGGUUUGCAGAUGGCAAGGCGCUCUUGAGCUCGAGCAUCCGUGAAUUUGUCAUAAGUGAGGCCUUAUCUGCAAUUGGAAUUCCGUCCACGCGGGCGUUGGCUAUCACUGCGCUUCCCAAAACGUAUGCCAUGCGCGCUCGCCAUGAAAAAUGUGCCGUAGUCUGUCGAAUGGCACCUACAUGGAUCAGAAUCGGAACUUUCGAUCUGUACAAAUGGAGAGAAGACCGCAAGGGGCUGAUCGAGCUUAGUAAUUAUGUGAUUGAUGAGGUUUUCCACAACAAAAUGGUCGAGGACGAGCAGAUAAAAAGAGAAGUUGAACGAGAGAUCUCGAAACACAACAUCAUUCUCACGCGCUAUGACAAGAUGUACUUUGAGAUUGUUGCUCGUAAUGCAAAGACUGUUGCCUUGUGGCACGUUUAUGGCUUUUUGAAUGGUGUUUUAAACACUGACAACACUUCCAUCACUGGCCUGUCAAUGGAUUUUGGGCCUUUCGCAUUUAUGGAGUACUUUGACCCAAACUACACGUCAAAUCAUGACGACCACACAAGAAUGUACAGUUUUGCCAACACCCCGAGUGCAAUUUGGUUCAAUUUGGUUAAACUUGGCGAGGAUGUUGCUGAGCUAAUCGGAGCUGACCAGGAGCUUUUAGAUGCUCCAGAUUUUGAGGCUGGUAUCAAGCAAGAAUGGACAGAAAGAAUGAUUCAGAGAGCAGGAAAGAUUAUUGAGAUAGCAGGCACGGUGUAUGAGAAGUUGUUCAUGGAUGACUAUUUAAAGCUGGUUUGCCAAAGAGUCGGUAUCAGUCCUAGAGAGACCGAUCAUACAGAGAUUCUGGGUCCUAUGUUUGAGAUGCUGAGAGCCACCAAGAUUGACUACAACGACUUCUUUAAAGUCCUGCAGCACGUGCCAAUGGAGAAGAAGCUUGACUAUGAGGCUACUGCUGAGCUUUUCAUACCUAAAAAUUUCCAGGAAGACCUGGUCAACGACUACACUAAGGAAAAUAUUCUGAAAGAGCUAAAAAGCUUUCUGGUUGUUUUUAAAGACAGAGUGGAGCGGGAACAGAUAUCUGACAGCGAGAGGCUGAGCAGAGCAUCCAAAGUUAACCCCCUAUUUCUUCCUAAAAAUUGGAUGCUAGAAGAAGUUAUUGAAUAUACUGCCGAAAAUGAUCUCAGGGCAGACUAUAUUGACAAAAUAAUGAAAAUGAGCACCAACCCUUACGACAGAACUAAGUGGGGUGACGAGCUGAAAGAUUUGGAGGAAAGAUGGUGUUCUGAUGUUUCGUUCGAGCUCAAAAUGGGCAAAUGUUCGUGCGCCAAGCAUUCAAGAACUAUUAACAGAUUUGUGAACCAACUGAGGUUAGGAUCGAAGCACAAGCGGAAUUUCUGGAAGAAGUCAAGCCCCAACACCAAUGUCUCCGAAACGAUUAUGGAGCCGGCGAAUAAGUAUUCUGCAUGUUCUAUGCUCAUCAACGGUGUGAACACGUCAAAGGAAACAUCCUCCAACACUUUACAUCACGUUGAGUCCGCAGAGAUGAGUUUCGUCAGUAUGGAGCAUGAACUAGGGGACAUCUCGGAGCAGUUUUACCUUGUUCCUAGCAGCGAGCGGAACGUGCCCUCCAAACAAAAUUCUGAAAGUUCGUCAACGUAUUCAGAUAGCCUUGAUUUCAAAUGGGUCGAUGAUAUCAUCAGCAUGUAUAUGACCUAUGACUCCGAAGUGCCGAAAUCGGCUUUCCUCGAGGCAGACUAUGAAUACUACAGUAGUUUUUUGUAA
Molecule: messenger RNA, 2229 nt
Organism: Ogataea polymorpha
Lineage: Eukaryota; Fungi; Ascomycota; Pichiomycetes; Pichiales; Pichiaceae
Exons: 2
Coding region: 1-2229 (742 amino acids)
Source: RefSeq, a predicted model, not a curated record